UAAGAAAAAAUUAUAUCAUCUCAACAUUCGAGAACAAAACAGUUAAGAUUUAAAACACUUUCAAAAUGGUUAAAAACAUGUAUUUGUGCUCAGUUCUACUAGCUAUCAUCUCCUGUAAUUAUGUCUCUAUGCAAUUGGAGGGGGUUGUCUCCUUAGGUCCGGACAUGCCGAGAGAUCUUCCAGAUCCUGGCGGUGUAGUCGCAGUAGCCCAAUCAAAUGCUCAAGCAGUAGCUGUUGAUGACGAUGAAGACAGUGAAAAUGGAGGUAUGCUGGAUGACGUACCUGACGCUGGUAGCAUGGUUGGUGUAGAACUGAACAUGCCAGACUCAGUUGGCGUGAUAAACAAACUUACAUCUUUAAUGAACGGAGUUGCACCUCCUUCUAUUCCGGAAACGCCGGAAACGCCUUCAGUACCAUCAGUACCGAAUACAGACUCGAUAACUGAAAUUGUUAAAUCAGUAGCUGGUUCAGGAGGCGAUGCUGAUUCAGAAGCUAAAGCUAAGUCAGAAGCUAAAGCUAGUUCAGAUGAAGGAUCUGGAUCUAGUUCAGGUGGUGGAGCUAGUUCAGAAGCUAAAGCUAAAUCAGAAGCUAAAUCUGGUUCAGGUGGUGGAGCUAGCUCAGAAGGUGGUGCAAGUUCAGAAGCUAAAGCUAAAUCAGAAGCUGAAUCUAGUUCAGGUGGUGGAGCUGGAUCUAGUUCAAGUGCUGGUGGUGGUACUGCUAACAGCUCAAGUGCAAACACCGAUACCGUCUCAAAAACCGAAUCCACCACAAAUAAUGAAUCAACCACAAAUAAUGAAUCAACCACAAAUAAUGAAUCAACCACAACUAAUGAAUCAAACACCAAGACUGUUGCAAAUACUAACGCUGGCGGUAAUUCAGGUUCAGAAAAUAGUGAAGCAGUAAAUUCAGCUUCAGCUUCAGAUUCAUCAUCAGGAACCAAAUCAUCUAGUAACUCAGCACCAGAAACCCCUGGUUCAGCCGCUCCAGCACCAGGCGCUCCUGGUUCACCCGCUUUAGCACCAGGCGCUCCUGGUUCACCCGCUCCAGCACCAGCAGCUCCUGGUUCACCCGCUUCAGCACCAGAAACCCCUGGUUCAGCCGCUCCAGCACCAGCAGUUCCUGGUUCACCCGCUCCAGCACCAGGCGCUCCUGGUUCAUCCGCUUUAGCACCAGGCGCUCCUGGUUCACCCGCUUUAGCACCAGGCGCUCCUGGUUCACCCGCUCCAGCACCAGCAGCUCCUGGUUCACCCGCUCCAGCACCAGGCACUCCUGGUUCACCCGCUCCAGCACCAGCAGCUCCUGGCUCACCCGCUCCAGCACCAGGCGCUCCUGGUUCACCCGCUCCAGCAACAUCACCAACUAAUGAAUCACCCGCUUCAAGUUCAGCAGCAGCAUCAGCAACAUCAGCAGCUUCCUCUGGUUCACCUGCUCCAGCACCAGCAGCUCCUGGUGCACCCGCUCCAGCAACAUCACCAACUAAUGAAUCAUCCGCUUCAAGUUCAGCAGCAGCAUCAGCAACAUCAGCAGCAUCCUCUGGUUCACCUACUCCAGCAACAUCACCAAACAAAAAAUCUGGCUCUGGCUCAGAAGCUAGUAAAGGCAAAAGCAAUUCAGGAGGUAGCUCGGGUGGUAAAUCAACUGCCAAAUCUAAUGCAAACUCUUCAGCUAACGCAGGUAAAGGUAAUAGUAAAAAUGCUAAAGGAAAGGGAGGAAAAGGUGGAUCAUCCGCUACUUCAGCAGCUUCAGCUGCAGCAAGCUCCGGAUCAAAAGGAAACCCCACUGGCAAAGGCAAGAGUGGGUCUGGUUCACAUGCAACUGAUAAAUCAAUGAUUAACAUUGAUGUACCUAUGACUGGAAUUCAUAUGAAAAUGUAAAUGCUGAAUUCAUAUUUUCGUCAUAAUCUUUUCUGUAACAAUGAAAUAAAUAAGUUAAAAUAAGCAAAA
Molecule: messenger RNA, 1943 nt
Organism: Tetranychus urticae (two-spotted spider mite)
Lineage: Eukaryota; Metazoa; Arthropoda; Arachnida; Trombidiformes; Tetranychidae
Source: RefSeq, a predicted model, not a curated record